AGUGCGGCUAAAGUUGCGGCGGCGGUUACGAAAUAGUUUAUUUUCGCGAUGCUACGAACGACCACUUCCCGGUUCGCUGUCUCGUUGCAGCAAGAAAUCCGCCCGCUAUUUGAUCUUCCGCACACGAGAAGCAUCUGGUCACAGAAAAGGGAUGGAAGACGGCCGCCGCACGAGCAAUGCCAAAGGCUACCGAAAAGGCGGUUGCUUUCAACCAGCCCAGCAUUGCGAUCCAUUUCGACGUACGGCGAGGGCACGGAAUCGAAGGAGGGUUUUCUGAAGCGAUUCAUAACCAAAAUGGGCUGGAUCGACAAUUCGGCGGUACGGUUGCGUGUGUCCAGCUGCCUACUGUACGAAUCCGUGGCGGAUAGCAUCGAUUACAGCGAGUUCUUCACGCGCUUCGAUAUGCCCGAUACGUUUAACACGUGGUUCUUGAUCACGGAACUGCACGUUUGGAUGCUGCUGGUCCGCUCGAUGGCCGAAGGUGCGGAAAAGGGAGCCGCUGGCCGGUUUCUGCGUAACUGUAUCGUUGAGACCAUGUGGAACGACGUAACGACACGCGCCAAGCAGCUAACGAUGGACAAUCCGUCCGUAGUACGGCCACAGAUUCAACAGCUCUCGGAACAGUUCCAGGCAGCGCUCAUCUCGUACGACGAGGGCCUCAGCUACGACGAUAAGGCGCUAGCGGCGGCUCUGUGGAGAAGGUUUCUGGGAGGUCGUUGCGAAGACUACCAACGACUCGAGCUGCUGGUCGAGUACGUCCGCAAGCAGGCUGCGAUGUUGGACCAGUUAAGUCGGUAUGAUUUUGCCAUCAAACCAAACAUAAAGUGGAAGCCACUGGUGGAUAAAAAAGACGUGGCUUGAUGCAGUUUUCCUGCCGGCUAGCUUGCAGCUCAAGCAGAUCAAGCUGCUAGGCUUUGUACCAGGUAAGUGGCCGCUUCUACGUAUGUACGAUUAACAAAUAUGCGCUUAAAGUCUGUAAAUCUGUUAGCCAUAGUUCAGUGAACGUCGAAUAAGCUGAGACCGCGUUAGUUGAGAGUAGGAAAACGAUCAUGGGAAUGAUAAAAUAAAUAAAUAAGCAUAACGAAAC
Molecule: messenger RNA, 1087 nt
Organism: Anopheles cruzii
Lineage: Eukaryota; Metazoa; Arthropoda; Insecta; Diptera; Culicidae
Gene: Uqcc1
Product: ubiquinol-cytochrome-c reductase complex assembly factor 1
Exons: 3
Coding region: 49-861 (270 amino acids)
Biological process (GO): mitochondrial respiratory chain complex III assembly
Cellular component (GO): mitochondrion
Source: RefSeq, a predicted model, not a curated record